UGGGCAGUGAGGUGAAGGAGGCCAACUUGCCGAAAUCUUCGUCGAGUGAGCGUGCCUACAUCUAUGGUAGAGCAAACUCGAGCAGGAGAAGAGGUAUAUAAAGAAUGCAAAAGAAUCACAUUUUUUGUUGAAAUCCAGAAAACCACAAGGAAAACACUUCAGUCAAAACCACCAAUACACCAACAAAUCUGCCCCAUCUCUUCACCACCAAACCAAAAGAAAAGAUGCGUCUCGAUCUCAGCUUCCUCGUGCUCGCACUCUACAGCACCAGCGCCCUCGCUCUUGCCGUCCCCGUCGCAGAGGCCAACAACAAUGCUGGUCUCUCUCCACUCCUCGAAACCCGACAAAUCGAAGAACGUGGCAUCUUCAAGAAGAUUGGAAAGGCGCUGGGAAGACUGAAGGGAGGCUCCAAGUGGCCAGAACUCAAGGCCAAACUCAAUGCGCCCAACCCCAACCCACAGCCGCAUGUGCCCUUCUCGGGACCAGUCAUCAAUGGAAGAAUCAAGGGUAACAAUGGAAAGUGGGUCAAGUAUGAACCGGGAAUGGAGAACCAGUAGGGACCCUGCUGGGCAUGGGACCGAGAAGAGGGGAUCUGGAGUUAUGGGGGAUCGGGACUUGGGCAGUGUGUUUUAUCUGUACCUAAGAGGUCAUUCGGGGUGUUGUAGCGAGGUCGCACUGCAUCAAUCAGUUUUUGUUUUAUUGUCUACCAAGAUGCGGGGAGCUGCAAGUCAUGUAGAAGAAACUACUCUCGCCCUUCACACUCUGCCACUACUAUUGCAGCUUACUGUACUGCUGCUUUCCGGCCUCCUUGGUGAGACAACUGCGUCCACCACUCAAGAUGGACGGCAUCUCCCGCGAACGAUUUGGUCGGUCGAACUCGCCAGGCUGUUUACCGCACGGCUCAGGGCAGAUGCGUUCGACCAUCGUCCAGCAUAGUGUGUCCUGUGCUUGCGACGGACCCAUGUCGCAUCUCGCACUUUGUCGGCCGUGCAAGCGAGAGAAGCGCCCAAGCAUUGCGCACGCCGGCGCUCUUCGAGCGUGAACGCCUGGCGGACCAUCCUCUUCCAUCGGUGUUCAACACUGGUCGCUGGCGAUGCGACCCUUGCAUCGCACCUGCUACCUCGGAUGAUGUGCUCUCUUCAUUUCUUGAGCAGCAUGUACACAUACUCAAUCUUCAAUGGGCUGAGUUUCUUGUACGGCCCAUCCAAACACAUGAGCAGCCCGCCAAACGAGAUAUACACCUUACUGUGAUUUCCCGAAUCAGCGACCGGGCAGCUUCUUUGCGCAUCCUGUUCUGAAAUACUCACAUCCGAUCCCCAUCUUCCGGAUCUUCCACCUUGUACACUUUUCCGUAACAAACAUAGUCCCACAUAUCUGCCAGACUCGGCGCAUCAUUCUUCGGCCUCCAGCCUUGAGCUUCGUCCUUGGUACCAUCAAGAUUCAGGGUACUUGCGAUGAGCAUGUUGAAGGACUCGCCAUUGCCGAUCGGGUACAGUUCGCUGUUGAUGUCGAGAGUGAUGGACGUGGUGGAAUCGUGUGAAGUGCCGAGGACGCGGUGUACGCGAUCGUAUGUUUGGUCGAUGAGGGUGGUGACUUGAAAGGUCUCUUCGUACAAUUGUGCGUCCGCCAUGGCCCUGAUAUCGUGAUUGUUGUUGUUGUAG
This is a messenger RNA of Sphaerulina musiva SO2202, 1661 nucleotides long. RefSeq lists its product as uncharacterized. NCBI's taxonomy places the organism in Eukaryota, Fungi, Ascomycota, Dothideomycetes, Mycosphaerellales, Mycosphaerellaceae. The record is from RefSeq and is a predicted model, not a curated record. The transcript has 2 exons. Bases 225 to 557 code for a protein of 110 amino acids.